CUCGUCUUUCAGACAGACUGUUUUUGCUGCAGUGAACGGCAGCCGUGGAGAGAGAGCGAGAGAGAGACAAGCGAUACAAACACAGAGUGAGGGAGAGAGAGAGAGAGAGCACGGGAGGAAAAAGCAAGAAAAACAAAGAGUCAGGAGAAGGAACAAGGAGAUAAAAAAGUCGAUAAAAACAGAUUGAGAGAAGGCUCCGGACGAGCGACUGCUGCGCAUCAAAGGAGUGACCGUACUGGGGACCUUAUUGGAGACCAGCGCCAACAUAACCCGACUCCGGAGGCGGAAUAUAACGGUGACACUCCAGAGCUCCUCUGCCCUCCUGAGGAUUCAGUGAGACAGGCGGAUCUGUGCGCCCGACCAUGGCCUUCCCAUCAGCCCCCUCCGCAUUAUGGAGUGUCAGCUUAUUGACAGUACUAUUCGCAGCUGCGGUUCACAGCAACAUUAUCUACGACGACGACCCCUUGCAGCCAGUGACCUCAGAUGAGAUGGUGUCUGUGGGGGGCACGGUGACACUGACCUGCCGGGUGCCCGAGAGCGAUAACUCCUCACUGCAAUGGUCCAACACCGCACAACAGACCCUGUACUUUGGAGAGAAGAGAGCGCUGAGAGAUAACCGCAUCCAGCUGCACCGCUCGACACCCACCGAGCUUUCCAUAACCAUCGCCGACGUGCAGCUGUCCGACGAGGGCGAGUACACCUGCUCCAUCUUCACCAUGCCGGUCCGCACCGCCCGAGCCACAGUCACUGUGCUAGGUGUGCCCGGUAAACCUCAGAUCUUGGGCUUUGAGAAUCCAGUGCCGGAGGGGGGCAAAGUCACCCUGACCUGCACCAGUGCAGGCAGCAAACCCCCUGCCAGGCUGCGCUGGUUCCGAGAUGACCAGGAGCUGGAAGGACGUCCAGACGUGGUGGAGUCCGUUCCAGACAAUCCCACAUACAACGUGAGCAGCGAGCUCACCCUGGAUGUGAGCCGCGAUGACGACAAUGCCCUCAUCACCUGUGCUGUCGACCAUCCCUCUCUCGCCCCGGGGGACAAGAGGAACGUGUACACUCUGCGGGUGUUGUAUUCUCCUAAUGUAGAGAUCGUGCCUGAGAGCGAUCUGCCUAGAGAGGGGGAGAAGUUUUAUCUUCAGUGUAAAGGCAACGGCAACCCUGAGCCCACCUCCUACACGUGGGAGAAGAAGGAUGGAGAGCUCCCCCCUCUGGCCAAAGCCGACAGUGCUUUCUUGCGUUUCGAGAUGCUCAACAAAUCAGAUAAUGGCGUCUACCUCUGCCAUGCCGACAACGGCAUAGGAAACAGCCAGGGGGAGUACAAACUCCUGGUGCAAGACAUCCAACAAUCCAUCUACCCAUUCACUUCAGAAGAUGCUGCAGGCAACAUUACAGACCCCACAGCCAUGUCAACCUCUUCAGGGGUGGACCACGCCGUGAUUGGAGGGGUGGUGGCUGUUAUUGUCUUCAUCCUGCUCUGCCUCCUCAUCGUCCUCGGCAGAUACCUCAUCAGACACAAAGGAACAUACCUGACCCACGAGGCCAAGGGCUCGGACGACGCCCCCGAUGCAGACACGGCCAUCAUCAACGCAGAGGGAGGCCACUCCGGAGCAGAGGACAAGAAGGAGUACUUCAUCUAGAUAGAGGAAUGGAGCAUUGGAGGAAAGGAGCGGGAGGAAGGGGGGGGAAGAGGAAAAGCUGGAAGACGUGGAUUAGAAGAGUGGGGAGGAGUGACGGGGAAAAAAAACCUCCAUUUGUUUUCACGACGCUUCAGUUCUUCACUCGGUUGGAGGGAUGAUGGGAGGGGACGGGAGGGAAAGAACUGUGGGCAGGAUAAAGCGAUGAGUUGAGCUUCAACUGGUACUACCCUCUUUGCAUUGAUACAGGGAAGUGAGAUUUUGCACUGACACACGGACGAACUGAAGUUACACACUCAAACACACACACACAAACAUACAUACAUGAGUCGGUUUUGGGGGAAACUCCUCACACACAGACUUGAAUGCUCGUAGAUGCUCAGAUUAACAAACACGAGCCUCCUACUCUACUAACACGUCUGAAAUAUUUCUGAAUGACACAUUAACACAUUUUUACACAGGCAUCGUAUCCUACUUCUAACUGUCAGCGCCUCGAAAAAGCAAAAUUGUAACUCACAUUCCGGCAUCCCGAGCUGAUACUUCACUUCUCACACCUCGCCAACCUCGUCUACUCGACAUUUAAACCAAACCAGCUCUGUCUUUUCACGUUUUUGUCCUCAUUCUUUUCAUCUAACAAGGCGGUAUCCCUCUGUAAACAUUCUAGUGGCAGAGAAAUCCAUCCAAAGCAAAUUACUACUGACAAACAUAAUCUCCCUCUCUCGCAGUUUAAUCUUUUUAUGCCAUCAAACCUCUUCCUGCAUCCUCUCAAACCCCUGGUACAGGCCGUCGAAUUUCCCACAUCGCAGCACCAUACGACAUGCAACACUCAUGCAAAAAUAGCAUUCCCGCCUUGCGCUACCAAGCCGAGGGGCUCCAGUAUACAUAUAUAAAUAUAUAUAUAUAGAAUUAUAUAGCAUUCUUUUUACUUGACAGAAAAUGUUUGGUGUGCUGUAAAUACACUCUCUCUCUCUCUCUCUCUCUCUGUCCUCUAUCUCGGUCUAUCCCUCUUCUCUUUCUCUCUACAUUUCCCUCUCUCCUGUAUCUCAUACAGUCUGUUACUGCAUUACAGUGACUUAUAUACUCUAAAAAAAAAAAAAAAAGCCUGCCUGUUUUUAUUACAUGCGUGGAAAUGCAGAGUCAAAACUAUCAAUAUCUGGGAAAAAAUAUAAAAAUAACGACGAUGAUGUUGCGAUGAAAACUAACCUUAACUGCAAAUAUUUGUAAGAGGAACAUUUUCCUUCUUUUCUUUCUUUUUCUUUUUUUUCCCCUUUGGUUUUUUGGGGACUUAUGAGAGAUUUCCUCUCGUCAGUGUCUCAGUGUGUUACUGUCAGUGUUAACAGUUUACAGUGUCUGUCGGUUUGUCAGUCCAGGAGUCCAUACAUCUAAUUUUCCAACUUGUAUUUCGAUUUUGAGUUUUAAAGCUUUUGAUGCUAUUUCUUUACUUUUCUUUUGAGCGCCACGUUCAGUGUGGCCGUUUUCUCCCUGCUCUGUCGGCCCUUUACUCCCAAACACUAAACUGUAGCAAAACCUCGGUCGAACGCAGCUUCGAAAAGGUGUCAAAGUGUUUGGUGGAGUUUUCCUGGAGUAUCACUGCCCGGCCGGCGCAUGUGGACCGUCGUGGUCUUCCUUCCAAUUGGCCCCCGCUGAACGUAAAGCUUGACUCCGCCAUCUUUCUCCCCGUAGCAGACUGCUUGUCUUGGCUCAGCCACCUGGCAUUAAAUUCAUCGAGUAGUGACAUCAUGACUUCCUCUAAGAAGCUGGCACGGUUGCCGCUUCGGGGAGGUGAAAAUGCUUGCUCGCUUUUCACUACAGGGCCAAACAGGACUGCCUACAUGUAUUAUGACAAACUCCCUGGCCAAAAAAACCCCUUUCUCUUAUUGUUUCUCUUUCUGUGUGUGUGUUAUUGCAAGCAGGAAUCAUUCGCCAGCUUAGCAAAAGGUUCCCAUAAAUGAACGGUGUUUUAUUAAGGUUGGGAGUUCGCCUUGGCGUUGGCAAGCUCCACUUGGCCCGGUCGUGGAAAUUGAUUGCAAUCUAACUAAGAGGCUCGGGGCUCCAGACUGUAUGCAUGCCAAGGUUUGGCUUGGUGGGCAGGGUGCCCGAGCCGGAGUCUGGGCUGCACUAACACUGAAGAAAGUCAUUUAGGAACGUAAAUGUCCUCUUCUCUUUUUUUACCCCCUCCGCUCCACUCGUCCAUUUCUUUUCAUUCUUUAAUCAAUCAUCUUGUCUGCGUCCUGAUCCACCUUCACCCGGUCUCUCCUCUCCUCAUCACUCCAUCCCCCUUGUCCCCCCCUCCUCCUUCCCAUUUCCCAUCUCAGAUCGAUGUCCAAUUCUCCUUGCUGGUCUCUCUCUCAUUCAGGAGUCCAUAGACGUACAGUAGAAGUAGCGUCUCUCGGUUUGCUGGCGUGUGCUGGUGGCUCUCUGCGGCACUUUUGGGGGGUGUUUUAGGAGAGGAAUCCAUUUGCUGUCGUCAGUCUACUCCGUAGACAGUUAAGUCUGUGAUAGUUUUUGUACACCCUUUUUUGGGAACGUUCAGGGAUUGUGCUUUUCGUACCUUUCCCCGCAUUGUCGUUAACUGCAACCUAGCUAGCUGCUUUGAAAGCAAGUGGCCCGGCUAGUGUGUCUAUAAGCUAGCUAUACUACAAAGGGUAAUGUGACCUGAAGCAGGGCCAGCUGUUGAACUUUUUUUUUUGUUUGUUUUUUUGCUAGGGCUCUCGAUAAGAUUUUGGGUUGAUGCUGUAGUAAACUCUGCUUAAACAGUAUUCUAUUUGGAGACGUGCAGCAGGAAACUUCAAACAAACCUCUGUUUAUCCCAUGUUUGCUCUGCAACACUCCUCAGCUUUUCACAGCAUCCGUGUCUGCAGACCAGAGGACGGGCUUUGUCUCAAAGAGCUUAUUGUCCACUUUGAAGAGUAACCCUUGAUUUGUAUUUAACACCGGUCGAAUUCUGCUCUGUGAAUGGAGAAAGGAAUACCUGCCUCGUACUCAACAAAGUGUUGUGUCUCUUAAAAACUAAUGGACCUGUAUUUGCCUGUAAUUUAUCGUCCUGUCCUUCGUCUUAGUUAAUGUGCUAGCAUGUAGCUUGCAUGAGAAAAGGUUGGAAAUGUAGAUAGUGUAGGAGAUAAGAAGUGCCGACAAGCACCUCUCCUGAGACAAGAGCGGCGGUCUGCCCGACUGACCCCCCUGCUGUUCUCUGAUCUGCAAACAUACACCGUGUCCCAGUUAAACCCGUCUGUACCUCCUCCACAGCAGUCCUCGGGAUAACACUGAGAAAACCGAUGAUGUAGGACUCAUUCUGCUUUUCCCCUCUACUGCUGCAUUAAACUGAUGUAGGGGUACAACGGCGUUGAAUUGGGACGUGCAGUCAGUCUACUUCAUAUUUCAUUGCAUCAGUGCAGUAAUGACUAGCUGUCACCAGAUGCCAGCAAACAGCAACUUUUCUUUGCCCUCUUCAGUCACACCAAGCUGUCCUGCCCCACCACUUGACUCACCAACUCCUCUUCAGGCAGUCGCACACUAGCUGCCAGUCAUCUCUUUAUUUUUGUAGUAUAAACAAAUUGAUUUUUAAAUUAUGUUUUGUAAAAGGUGUGCAUAAUCUUCAGUGUGUUACUUUUUAGUUCAAUUGAUCAUUUUCUCUUUUUUAAAUUAGAUUUUCCCAAUCUUGGAGGUUAGAAACAUUUUUGUUUGGCAUUUUAUUCUUUCAACAACCAUUUUUCUAUAAUUUCAUGUAUAUAGUGUUGCCUUUACUGGAUACUCUUACAAGCGCACCCAUACACACUUUGCACACACACUUUGGGUACAUACACAUCCACACACAUAUCUGGAUAUGCACGGCAGGCAUGACGUCUGUGACUAUGGUGUAUUUAUAUGUGUGUGUAUGUGUGUUUGUGUAUGAGUGUGAGGUGUGUAUUAAUUGACCCAAAACAGACUCCGGAGACACUCUUAUUACAUGUGUUGCAUUCACGAAAAUGUUAUGAUUUCGAUGACUAAAACAACGUCUUUGUUUCUCAGACUUAUUAUUUUGGAUGACAAGUCUUCCUUUUGAAUAAAUAUCCAUAUCACAUGAGAAUAGUGCUGUCAUGUAUGUUAAUUUGUACUAUGGCUGAUGAUGUCAUCAAGGCGAGACCCAACCGCAUGCUGUGGAGGGUUUGUGUCUGUUGGAUGUUCAUACCGUAUUUGUUUUAUUUCAUUUGGGUUCUUUUUUCUUUUCUUUUUUUAAAUACCAGUUCAGUUGUUGACUUCAAUAAACAUGCAUUUGGGUUAAUUUCA
Messenger RNA from Epinephelus moara (kelp grouper), 5894 nucleotides. It is a transcript of the gene cadm3, whose product is annotated as cell adhesion molecule 3. Gene Ontology annotation, biological process: homophilic cell-cell adhesion. Lineage: Eukaryota; Metazoa; Chordata; Actinopteri; Perciformes; Serranidae. Bases 363 to 1631 code for a protein of 422 amino acids. The record is from RefSeq and is a predicted model, not a curated record. The transcript has 11 exons. Gene Ontology annotation, cellular component: presynaptic membrane.